Drosophila takahashii is the source of this 764-nucleotide messenger RNA. RefSeq lists its product as uncharacterized. Lineage: Eukaryota; Metazoa; Arthropoda; Insecta; Diptera; Drosophilidae. The record is from RefSeq and is a predicted model, not a curated record.
AACCUUGUCCGAUCUGUGUGUUUUUGUCUACUUAUCAAAAAACAACGCACGCGCUGGCUAUUUGGUUUGUCUGGACGGACAAGGUAUUUUCAUGUCUAAGAUUUAGUCAAACCCGUGAGCUCAGAUUAUUCAAACGUCUUGCGGUUAACCGGAACAAUGAAGAACUGGGCUGCUAUUGGGGUCCUUCUGGUACUUGGAUGGCAGUACGGCGGAGUUGUCCUGGCGGACAGUGACAGCAGCGACAGCAGCAGCAGCGGGGAGAGCAAGCACAAGAACAAGUACACGACCACCGAGCACAAGUACAAUUAUCCCGCAUAUCCGAUGCCCUACGGUUAUGGGUAUCCGUAUCCACCAUACAACAUUCCAAUGCAGCCAUAUGGACCGCCGUACCCCCAGUAUCCGCCUCCGCCCAUGCCCGGCUACCCGCCGUAUUCCUACAAUCCGUACAUGCAGGGUCUACCACCGCCUCCACAGCCGCAACAGGCUCCUCCGCCUCCAGCCCCGAUGUAUCCGCCGGCCGGAGCUGGUCAAAGCCCCGGCUACUACCCCAACUCGCUUCCAAAUCAGCCUCAACCACAACAGCCUGCACCUGGACAAGGAACCGGACCUUCGGCCAACUAUCCUCCAGGCGGCUCAAGCGUUAUUAACCACUCCCUUAAAGUCAACAAGGAAUACAACGAGGACGGCCACCACUCGACCUCAACAUAGUCGAUCACUAAAACCUCCGGACACUUUUAAUAUUCGUUUGUCUUAGAAAAACAAAA